Talaromyces atroroseus is the source of this 762-nucleotide messenger RNA. RefSeq lists its product as hypothetical. The record is from RefSeq and is a predicted model, not a curated record. Gene Ontology annotation, cellular component: mitochondrial large ribosomal subunit; ribosome. Gene Ontology annotation, molecular function: structural constituent of ribosome; rRNA binding. Lineage: Eukaryota; Fungi; Ascomycota; Eurotiomycetes; Eurotiales; Trichocomaceae. Gene Ontology annotation, biological process: translation. The transcript has 3 exons. Bases 1 to 762 code for a protein of 253 amino acids.
AUGUCUUGCGCCGCCUCGCAACGCUGCCUGGUGCAGCUUUUACGCGAGCCAGGUCGGUCGAAAUCGGUUCCCGCGUUUCUUGUUCCAGCUCUUUCUCAGCCAUUGAGGGCACGAUGCUUCUCAACCACGCCUCCCGCCCGUUCUCGUGUCGGCGGUGCGCCCGUCUCAGUUCCCCCAGAGGUCAGCUUGAAACUCAUUGAUCUUCCGCAGACCCAGGUCCGCGGGAAAUCAAAAGAGGCUGCAAAGCUGGCUAUUGAGGUCAAUGGCCCGUUAGGCCAAAUGACACUGAACAUCCCUCCGUUUGUCAAUAUCAACCACGACGAGACUGCGAGAAAAGCCACGAUUUCUGUUCAGGAUACGGAAAUUCCUCAUCAACGGGCUAUGUGGGGAACGACACGCGCUCAUCUGCAGAAUUACAUCCUCGGCGUGUCUGAAGGCCACAUUUGCAUUCUGAGUUUGGUGGGUGUUGGUUACAGGGCGACUGUUGAGCCAACUGCAACCACCGUGACUUCGGAGUAUCCAGGCCAACAAUUCGUAUCCUUGAAGGUUGGAUACUCACAUCCGAUUGAGCUGGGCAUUCCAAAAGGCGUUAAAGCUUCGACUCCACAACCGACUAGGAUCUUGCUCGAGGGUAUUGACAAAGAGGUCGUGACUCAAUUUGCCGCUGAGAUCAGGGCGUGGAGGAAACCAGAACCAUAUAAGGGCAAGGGUAUCUUCGUGAACGGUGAGACGAUCCGUCUCAAAAAUAAGAAGAUCAAAUAG